This is a messenger RNA of Myxozyma melibiosi, 1452 nucleotides long. RefSeq lists its product as uncharacterized. The record is from RefSeq and is a predicted model, not a curated record. Lineage: Eukaryota; Fungi; Ascomycota; Lipomycetes; Lipomycetales; Lipomycetaceae. The transcript has 2 exons. Gene Ontology annotation, molecular function: protein binding. The coding region runs from base 66 to 1232 and encodes 388 amino acids.
UGUUUACCUCCCAACAGCGCUCUGACUCCCGGUCUGUCUGCGCGGUCUUCUUUCUUUUCCGCUGUAUGCAGAGUACUGGACCUCAGAGGUGUUACUGGGGCAAAAUGGACUACCUCGACAGCGAGUUUGGUGGCCUAUUCAUCAGCCCGCGCGGGUCUUUCCGCAGCGCGGCAGCUCGGCCGGUAACGUCAUCGGUCGCCGCGGACCUGCCUUACGAGCUCAUCCUCAGCGUAUUUCAACACCUCGACCCGGACGCGUUGGUAGCCUCCUCGUGUGUUUGCCGUGCUUGGCGCUCCGUGGCAGCCGAUGACCGUCUCUGGAAGUUCAUUGACAUCUCUCGUCUAAGACCCAGCACAGUGCUCAGCUCAGACCCAUUAGUACACGCUCUCGCCAACACUGCACGUGCUAUCGACAUCAAGAACCCGCCUUACUUCUCCUCAGCCGACCUCCCCGCGCUCUUCAAACUCAUCAAACCCAACUCCCGUCUGCGCGAAUUCUCGUUCGAAAACUGCGCUGCGCUUGACGCAGAUGCCGAAGCUAGUAUUAGUGAGUUUGUCGGCAGUGCGCGCGAGCUGCAAAGUCUCUCGUUGUCCGGCACACUUAUCCGUCCGACGACGGAUAUGUUCUCCAAGCAGCUAAGCGACACCGUCACCUCGCUCGAUCUCUCGAGAACCGGAAUGAGCAAAUACGCUCUGGGAGAGCUCUCGACCGCUUUUCCCGCUCUUGAGAAGCUGUCUUUGAGCUGCUGCUAUUAUCUUUCAUCGACCAGGAUCCGGCGGCUGCUUAACGACCUUCCCGAGCUAACCGACCUCGACCUAAGCUCGAUCCCAGUCGUCGGCCCGCGGACGGUCAAAGCCUGGCUCUCGAGAGACGAUCGACCAAAGCGUCUUGACGUCCGGAACUGCGAUUGCUUUACCGUUCAUGACAUUGAACAGCUACGACUAUGUGCACCCGCCGGCACAGAAAUCGUACACUCUGCUCUCUUACUCGAAGAAUCAGAGGCCGGUUAUCGCGCCUACAUCGACCUGAUUGCCGGAAUCUCCAACCCUGCAGAGAUGAUCGAUGACUCGAUUGUCGAGUCUUUGCUUGCAUAUCCUUCUUCGUCAGACGAAGGCUCGCUUUCGUCAUCGCCUGUCAUCUCUUCAUCUAGGUUGAAAGACGAAACUCGCGAUAGGUUAGCGUGUCUUCUCCCCGCUGCUUUCUCGUAUGCUCUGAACUCGGCGUCGAGCUAGUCUUGGUUCCAAGCUGUAUUCCUAUUAUCUUUUUGGGAGCGAUGUAUAUUAAUAUUGGUUCACUUUGGUGUUUGUAUUUUAGCGGUGGGUGCUGUUUUUGUGCUUUUAGGGAUGUUUGGGUGUGUUUUGUGUAUAUCUCAAUAUGACCGUUGAGAGGUUUGUACGAUAGUCUAGAUUUAUUGAAACAACAGAGAAUCGGGGCGCUAUAUUACAAAAUUAA